AUGCAAUGCUUCUGGGGUGAGAGUGCCUUCGCCAAGAUAGAUGGUGUUCUGAAGACUAGAGUUGGUUAUGCUGGAGGGAAACAAAGCGAUCCCACCUACGACAACAUCAAGGAUCAUACUGGUAUGUUGCUUGAAUGAUUUAGGUUUUUUGUACGACUAGUCUCUAUGAUUCUCAAAUUUUUGUAUUUUAAAGCAUACGGUUGAUAGUUUUAAUUUUAAGAAGUGACCGAACUUGUGUUUGACGAAAACGUGGUAAAAUAUGACAGUUUACUGGACUUUUUCUUUUCUCAUCAUGAUCCAAAUGCUCGGAGAAAGACACAAUACAGAAGUGUCAUCCUUUAUGUUGAUGACGAACAAAAGCAGCAAGCUGAAGCUUCUCUGGACAAAGUUAAGGUAAUGUAUAUCUCACUAAAUAACAUUAAUAUUAAGAAGCGCUACCCAAACCCUGAGACUACCGUAGAAAAACUGGACAAGUUCUACCAAGCGGAAGAUUACCAUCAGAAGUAUUGGCUCAGAUGUCAGCGUGACGUCCACAGAGCCUUGAAGCUGAACGACAAAGAACUGGUCGAUUCUGUCCUGGCAGCGAAGAUAAACGCCUUCUUGGCUGGUUAUGAUAGAUACGACGUACUCAACGACCUCGCUGCUCAACACAAACUGGAGCCAGCUUUGGUAAAUAAGAUCGAAGCCAUUGCGAAGGCUGGCGGAGACCCGCGAUCUUGUCAUUGA
Molecule: messenger RNA, 726 nt
Organism: Bursaphelenchus okinawaensis
Lineage: Eukaryota; Metazoa; Nematoda; Chromadorea; Rhabditida; Aphelenchoididae
Source: the annotation of a GenBank genome assembly